CCAAAUCUAUCUACCACUACGCCGGAAUCAUUUGCUCUGUCCACGAGUACUGCAUGUCUUUGAUAGCCCGUCGCCAACACAGCUACUCCAACUCAGAGCUAGAUUUUGCGAUUCGUAGGGUUCCGACUCGCCAUGGCUCCUAGACCCGCCGCCCGUCGUGAGCGCGAUAAUGUCGAUUAUUCCGCAGUUGGCAAACAGGGAAGACGAACUGGUGUCACGCUGGAACCACGUCCUCUCGACAAGGAUGGAAUGGAGGAGAUCACCGGCAUCUUCUCUUCUCCUAGAAAACCCUCCCCACUCAAAGCCGUCAUGAUUCUCGAAAGCGUCGAAGAAGCAGGCUUGAUUAUCACACCAAAGCAACAGCCAUCGGCCAGAAGCUCAACACGCCACGGCUCUGUCCCCCCGCCACGGUCAUCGUCCCCUCGUAAGAGUGGGAUAAGUGGCACCGCACGCAAAAGCAAUGGCGCCAACGUUUUUUCGACGAGAAAGAGCCUACAGCCUCACGACCCAGAAGACCGCGAGAACGAGCCGCAUCACACAACCCCAAUCCGCAAUGCGCAGCUACACCGUUUUAGUCAGAGCCCGGAAAUAUCACCAUUACGCGACAUCACAUCUUCCAGGAGCCGUAAUGCGCUUACUCCAAGUAUACCUACGCCAGAAAUUGAACACAUCUUCCACGAAGAUGUUGCAGGUUCUACCGCAGAUGAAGCUGAAGACAACGUGGAAGCUAGUAUAGAAGAAGUCGAGCCUGUUCUUGCAGAUGCGAGUUAUGUCCCGCUGGGAAACGACGAUGACGAUGACGCUGCCGCCGCCGCCGCCGCUGUUGGAACGCCAGAUGUUCAUGGAACCCCCAAGCUAAUAUCCACGCAAAGACCGGAGUCCGAGGAACUUGAAACACCGUCGAAAGUGUACAGCAACACGCCUCGAUCCCCCAUACAGGAGUCAGAACCACAGGCUUUCUCACUCGCCCGGAAUGAAGCCAACUCUAGGAGAAAAAGGACUUCCGAUGUCUUUGAGCAAGAUAAUGAGGUCGCGGCCCCCUCAAACUCAACCUCAACCUCAAAGAAAGCCCGGAAUACGGCCAGACCCCCAGAAAAAACUCGGACCGCCACGGUGCAGUCAAAGAAGGCCCCCUCAGCAAAAGCCAAGGGGAAGCAGCCACUACGGGAAAAUGACGCCAAUAUGAAAAUGUCUACAAGACAAGAAAAAGAACUUGACGAUUACGUGGAGAAAAUCAGAGCGAGACCAGGCCCGCCACGGUCACUGUAUAUCCUGCGACGCGAAACACCUGCGGACGAUACAGUGACACACACGAGAAGUGGGCGACUUAGCGUCAAGCCUCUGGCCUACUGGCGAAAUGAGAGGUGUAUCUAUGGUGGGAGCCCUGGCGGAGGCGCACUGAAGGAUGGUGCUCGCUUUCCACUCAACAGCAUCAAAGAGAUUGUACGGACGGAGGAAUUGCCCCAGCAAUCGAAAGCAAAGAAAAAAUCAACAAAAGCAAAUAGCAAGCGUGGGAAAGCGCCUAGCAAAGAUGGCGAUUCUAGUUCGGAAUCCGAGCUUGAAGAAGGUCCCCAGGAAGACCCUUACGCCGAGGCGUGGGAGAUGGAAACUGGGACCUUUCAUGGAAAUGUUUCUUUGUGGGACCAGCCGGCACAAACAGCAGCAGAGGAAGAGGAAACCAUUGAGCUCGCACAUGCCCCGGCCGCCAUUCAGACUCGAGAAGUUAAGGGCUCCUCGCGACAUGAAGGCCCCACAUUCAGGUAUGCCAAACUAUUGAGCACCAAGUUUUUCGGCACCGGUAUUGUCGAUCUUGCGCCGGGAGGCUAUAAGCGACCCAAGAACAGUCGGAAGAUGCAUAUGAGCUUUUUCGUCGUCAAAGGUCGCGUCACGGUCACGGUGGGACCCGUUGGCAGCGAAGAGCAAGGUACCAUCAACCGUUUCAGUAUCGGUAAAGGAGGAUUCUGGCAAGUUCCCAGAGGCAACCAAUACUCGAUUGAGAACGAACUAGACAAGUCAGCACGAAUCUUCUUUAGCCAAGGCUGUGAGCCUACGCCUGUCAUGGGAGAGGACGACUAAAGGUCAGCGUUGAUGUCUGUAUCAUUCUGGUGACCCCCACAGAUGAGCCGGCACGCAUAGGAUUUGUCUUCUUACGAAGUCUAAUGACACUUUGGUGAACAGCACAUUUGUGUAGAUAGAGCAUGGCAUUCUCAAGAAGAGGCUGACUCGUUAGACUAGAGGUACUGAUCUAUGAACCCGUCCGUACCCCGUAAACCUGAGCGAGAGUCCCUGAUCUGAGCGAGGUGGUCUGACUCCUGCUUCUCGGCCCGACGAUGAAGCUUCAGGCUCUAAGCAGGUAGUGCG
Molecule: messenger RNA, 2361 nt
Organism: Exophiala mesophila
Lineage: Eukaryota; Fungi; Ascomycota; Eurotiomycetes; Chaetothyriales; Herpotrichiellaceae
Exons: 4
Coding region: 133-2076 (647 amino acids)
Biological process (GO): spindle attachment to meiosis I kinetochore; kinetochore assembly; attachment of mitotic spindle microtubules to kinetochore
Cellular component (GO): kinetochore
Molecular function (GO): centromeric DNA binding
Source: RefSeq, a predicted model, not a curated record